Messenger RNA from Schizophyllum commune H4-8, 843 nucleotides. RefSeq lists its product as uncharacterized. Lineage: Eukaryota; Fungi; Basidiomycota; Agaricomycetes; Agaricales; Schizophyllaceae. The record is from RefSeq and is a predicted model, not a curated record. The transcript has 3 exons. Bases 101 to 724 code for a protein of 207 amino acids.
GUACAGCAAUGGCGGCGGCGCAACGACGAUCAUCUCUUCGGGACCUUUUGCCGGGAGGACACAAGGCGGCGGUGACCGGUCGCAGAUCUACGGGUCCAGCAUGUAUGGUAGCGGCUAUCCUGGGUACUACACGGGGCACAGCAUCGCGGAACGCGGUUUCCCUUUCUUCUUCUGGCCGCUCGUCAUUGGCGCUGGUGUCGGCUACGAGUCGGCGCAUUACAUCGACGAGGUCCAGAAAGAGUUCGGCUCGCCGGAUAACUCGUCUCGCCCGGGCGGUGCGGAGACCACGGUCUCGUUCGCGUCUGCUUCGGGGAACACCACACUUUGGGUGGUCGCGGACAACACAACGACCACGUCGCUUAUCGACGAGAUUUACUCCAAGUGUGCUUCGUCGCUUUCCAACUCGACGUCUCGGACGGUGAUGGCGUACAGCGACAACCCGCGUGCCGAGUCUGUUGUGCAGUACUACCGCGCUUCAACCGUGGCGCUGGCGCUGGACGGGUACAAUAACACCGCCGCGCUGUCCAACGACGACAAUGCCACGGCGACUCCACUGCCGGAGUGGCGCGACACGAACAUGUUGAGCUGUGUGAACAACACUAUUGGCGCGGCCGUGCCCCUGGUGAACGCAGCCGGAGGACACCGUGCGAUGGCAUUGAUGAGCACGCCUGCGCCGCUUAGUGCUGCAGUGGCGAUGACCUGGGUUCUAGUCUCCCUCGUUUAGCCGUGGGUCCGAUGAUCAAGGUCUUCAUUCACCUUCACUCACGACCGCAUUGGUAAUCCUACUGACGACCUUACGAUGGCUUCAUCUAUCUCUUGUCAUUGUUCCUAAAUCAAAAAAUC